Messenger RNA from Aspergillus pseudotamarii, 536 nucleotides. RefSeq lists its product as uncharacterized. The record is from RefSeq and is a predicted model, not a curated record. Bases 228 to 500 code for a protein of 90 amino acids. The transcript is spliced from 3 exons. Lineage: Eukaryota; Fungi; Ascomycota; Eurotiomycetes; Eurotiales; Aspergillaceae.
GAGUUCCUUCUUCCUUGUGUACUUACUUUAUCGUAGAACAGGUAUUAGGCCAUUUCUUUCUGACGCUUGACAAACGCAACGAGGACCCUAACAGAGCGAACCACAUUUUCAUAACGCAUUUACACUGUUCUCCUCCAACCGGGCCAAAGGAGUGAGUGUCUCCCAAUAUUAUAUCAUCGAGCUUCGUCUAUUCGAUUUGUGCUAGUGCAUAGGAUACUCGUGUUUUUAUGGACAAACUGGCGCGUUUUUUACGGACGGCUCACUGGCAACAGACGGGCCAAAAUACAUAUUUCUGUGAUGACCCCAGAUUAAACGCUUUAUGGGUUGAUCUUAUUGAGGAUCUGCCGGCAUCGCUGAGAGGCUACGGACUCCAGGCGUGGAAAUUAAAUGGAACAAUGAAGAUACUGGAACCAGAAGGUCCGAUUCCUUUCCAGAAAGAAACUAUUAUUACCGGAUCGCUUCAUUUUAUAAUAGCGCUUCCUCCGACAAGAAGAAAAUAACAUAACGCUUUGCAUAACGUGACGGAUUCGUUAAAA